UGCCGCUGCCGCUGCCAUUCCAGUUCGCGUUUGUUGCCCGUGAAGGAUGCCUUCUGCCAACCCUAAACUAGAAAAACAGGCCUCUACGGAGGCCGCCGACCCAAUACGCCAAGCCAUAACCGUUAUCGAGCACAAGAUAAGGAAUUUGGAGAAGCGUAAGGGUAAACUAGAGGGGUACAGGGAUCUCCAGAAAAGUGGUAGGGAACUUGACAAGGAUCAGAAAACAGCUGUCGCUAAGUAUGAUGAAGUUCUACAGACACUGGACAUCACAAAGGAUUUGUACAAGGCGAUCGUGGGAAUUGCAAAUGACUCGGCUAAACAGCAGAAGAAACUCGCGAGGAAGGAGGCUCUGGAGAGGACGCAGCAGGAUAUCGCCAAGGUUCGAGAAGUUCUUCUCAUCCAGGAUAUCCUGAACAACAUGGGUACGGAUAUAGCCCGUGAGGACUUUCUCUCUGGUAGUAACGGUGCGUCAAAACUCUCCGAGGAAGACCUAAAGUCCAUGGACGAGCUUUAUAACGAGAUAACAGCGAAACGUCAUCCAGACAGCCCUGAUACCACCCAUACCCCGUUUCCCCAGCAACUGCAGAAAGCAGCGGAGCACUACAUCGCUAUAAUCGAGGGUAAACAGAGAGAGGUAGCGGGUACGACGUAUCUGAAGCUGAAGGAAAUCAUCACAUCAGUCAAUCAGUGUGGUUAUUUCGAUCAGGCACAAGUGCAAGAAACUGAAACGACGAUUGAAGUGAUAGCUGAUGCUGUCACUGAGAUUCGAGUCAAUGACGCACCAGAGACGACUGAGGACUACACAACAGGCGAUGCACACAUUCCACCCCCAGAAUCAAUGAUUCCAAUGCCCAAUUUUCCUGUUCAAGUGACACCAGUGCCAGUUGUAUCAGCACCAGGACCAAUUCCAGUUGUACCCCAGGCUAUUCCACCUCAUCCUGCACCUGUUGAUACGAAUUAUUACGCAAAUGCUGGGGCUUUUGUACCACCACAGAAUCAAACACAACCACCAACCCAGUCACAACCUCCUCGCAUAAACGACGUCAUCGGUGGAACACCCAAUUUCUUUUUUCUUCAGGAGUCUGAGCUCGAUGGACCUGAGGGUAGCACUCAGCCCAUAGUACCACACAUUCCACCAGUCAAUGCACCCAUACCAACCCAGACAUUCACCAAUCAGAGCUUUGGGGGUGCACCUGUUCAAGUGACACAGCAAGUUAUUUACCCUCAUCCACCCCAGGAGAUGAGUCACAUUCCUGGAUUUGCCAAUCCAAAUCCACCACCACCUAUACCCAUGCCACCGUCACAUCAGGGAAAUCUUCAGUACAGUCCACAGCAUCCAGCUGGAUAUCAGGGACAGGGAAUGCAGGGCUAUGAGGGCGUUGUAGAGGUUGAGGCACAAAUUUCCGUCGAGGAUAAGGGUGAUCAGCGUCAGGACGAUCCAUCGAUUGUCACGACGGAUGUUGAUCGGCCCAAUGAAUCGGUCGACUGGUGCCAGAUGACUGAUAACACUCCGAUUAAUGAGUGGAACUCAGCGGAUGCCGAUCAGCAGCAAUCAGGUCAGCAAGAUUCACAGAGUGGUCAGCAGGCGUGGGGCGAGCAGCGAAGUGGUUACCGGGGUCGUGGGGGAAGGCGGGGCAAUUCCAAUGGGUACAAUGGCAGGGGAAGAGGCUCUAGUGGUGGUUAUCAGCAGAAUGGGCGAGGAACUGGUCAAGCCAACUACUAUCGACACGAGAACAACUACCAAAAUGGCUAUCAACGGAAUUACCACAACGACGGUAGCACGGGUGGUUACAAUGGUGGAUUCAAGCGCGGAGGUGGUGGUAAUUCUGGUAGUGGUGGCACUGGUGGCUCUCGAGGUGGACCAAGGACUGGAGAACGCACUGGAAUGGAUCGAGGACGUGGGGGACAAUUUCGUGGUCAGAGGGGAGGCUCUCGUGGAGGAUACACACCGCGCAGCAAUAAACCGCAGGCGCAACAAUAACUUUCACCGAUGCAACGAGUAAUGAGUUAACGCAAACGUCUAAAUACAAGCAAAAAGAAAAAGGCAAACAAAAAAUACACACACUGUCGUAAUUGUACCACCGUCAGACCUCAGUUGAUUCGUUUGAACCGAAAAUUUUGACAAGUCCAUUUUUCCGUUCUUGUUGUGUAUUAUUGCGCGCAACAUUAUCAAGUAUUAUCAACAUUUUUCUCAAUAUUCGAUUUUAAAAUUCGGUAGGGACUUUAGAAUUUUGAUUUGAACGAAUUGCUGAAUUCAAUGAAUGAACGAGUUAUGCUCUCUUUCAUCGUUUGAUAGGUGAACAAAGUGAUGACACGAUAGUGAUAACAAAAAAAAAAAUAAUAAAAAUACGGCAACAAUUGCUGGUGAAAGAAAUGGGGAUUGGCUGCAUUCAGCAAUGUUGAAGCAUAAGGAAGAAUUAUUGAUGUAACACCACGCAAGUAUUAUUGUGUUGUGACAGAAGGCAGUUUUCACAGGGCAACAACAGCUAAUCAACAAAGAUUAGGGAAAAAAAUGAAACAAAUUAAUAAUUUUAUUAUAUUAAAAAAUCUAAAAAAAACGAUACAAAGUGAAUGAAGAUGAUACGCAUUUCAAAAAAAGGAAAAAAAUGUAAAAAAAGAGAAAAUAUAUAUAAAAAAAAUGAGGACAUAGACACACGUGCGCACAUUAAACUUUUCAUUGGAAACGUAUUAAUGUACAUUGAUUUAACAAAUGUGGUUGGGGGUGUAGGCACACGUGCGAUUAUUCCAAACGUGACGUAUUGACUCCGGAGAAUAUUUAUUUCUUAUUAAUUCAGUGGGGAAGUUUUGUUGUUCAAUUAAAUUUGUUGAGUCGAACACGUGAAAAUAUCGAAUUUCCUUUCCUCACUGAAUUCAAUGAGUCAUUAAUCAUUGAUAACGAUUCAUUAAAGAACAUGAAUAAUUUAAAAAACAACUGACAAGUUUUCCUAAGAAUUAUGUCACUCAUUGAAACAAAUAUUCCCAGGUCUUGAGUGUUAUUUUUUUUCCAGUUGUGCGUAGGAAUAUUCGUACCACCUGAUUUUUGUUUAUUCAGAGAGCAUUAUUUUUUUUAUCUUGAAUGAAAUCGCAAACAAAAAAAGACACGUGAAAUACGAAGAACAUGAAACCCGCGGCGUAUUAGAAUGUAAGUCGAGUAAAAUGUACAAUUUACCAUGGAGGAAGUAGUUUGAAUGCGCCAAGCUCGUAAAUAAAAAUUAAAUUACAAAACAGAGUGUAAAAAAAAUCGUACUCAUCGCCGUUACAUGAUGAAAGGCGAGGACAUGACAAGAGACUAUGUGAAAUAUGUACCGUAUUGUAUUUCGUUUGUACAUUUUGUGUUUAACAACCACUCCCUUGUUCUUUCCCUCCCUGUUCUCUCUUUUAUUAUUGAUUCGUUGCGUUUGAACCGUUUUUACGAAUUACCUAUGUAUCUUCCAAAAAAAAAUCAACUACAGAUUCUCCCCCCUGCUAUUAGCCUACUAUCACGCUCGGUGUGAAAAAAACAUGUUCGCUUAGUUCUUUAAGAUGUUCUCAAGAAAAAAAAUGAAGAAAAACGUUUAAAUAAAUAACAAAUUGCCAGCA
Fopius arisanus is the source of this 3579-nucleotide messenger RNA. RefSeq names its product Caprin (gene Capr). Gene Ontology annotation, cellular component: cytoplasm. The coding region runs from base 47 to 1981 and encodes 644 amino acids. The transcript is spliced from 4 exons. Lineage: Eukaryota; Metazoa; Arthropoda; Insecta; Hymenoptera; Braconidae. Gene Ontology annotation, molecular function: RNA binding. The record is from RefSeq and is a predicted model, not a curated record.